Harmonia axyridis is the source of this 800-nucleotide messenger RNA. RefSeq lists its product as uncharacterized. The transcript has 3 exons. Lineage: Eukaryota; Metazoa; Arthropoda; Insecta; Coleoptera; Coccinellidae. The coding region runs from base 190 to 753 and encodes 187 amino acids. The record is from RefSeq and is a predicted model, not a curated record.
CGUAUAGGUCUAAAUCUUAUUAUUUCUACUCUGUUAUCUGUGCUUAUUAUCUUGAGAUUGAUGAAUGAAAAUUUGUUAUGUAAAAUUGUAGACUGAAAUUAAGAAUCCAAUUCUAAUUCUACGACAACUAUUUUACGAGUCUUUUAUAUUUUCAUUCUAAAGGGUUUCUCAUCAGAGAAUUCUUGGACAAUGUCAGGUUUUAUUAGUAGAAUCUUUCAACCUUCACUAACCAAGAAAAUAGGUUCAACCUUGAGUAUUUUUCGUACUUUGUCAUUCGAAACUGGAUCAGUUUCCUCUACUAUCAAAUUCAUACCACAACUAUCGAAAAUAGAAAAUAAUUGGAUAUAUCGUCGAAAUGAAGAUAUAAAAACACCUUUUAAUUAUGGACAAAAAAUUGAGAUUCCAAGAAAUUACAACCUUCCCAUAAUUGAAGAUCCUAUAAAAAAUGAUAUUAUAAUUGAAACACCACCAGAUAAUAAUAAUAAUAGAAUAGAAGCUGCAAGAUUAGUUGUCAUUAGGCGACAGAAGAUGAAAAAUCACAAACUGAAAAAGUUGAGGAAAAAACUUAAGUUUAUAAGAGCUAAGAUUCGUCAAAAAAGGGAACUAAAGAAGGAAAAGGAAUUCCAAGAGGUGCUGAUUCAACAAUGUAAACAAGCUGAAGAUUUUUCAGCAGAAGAAUAUGUACAAAGCAGAAUUGAGAAAUAUCAAGAAGCUUUGAAUUACUCACCAAAAAUCCCAAUUACUUCUUUAUAAUGAAUGUAUGAAAUGAUUGAUAAUAGUAAAUAAAUUGAAAUAUGAUA